GGCAUUUUGGCUGACUUGACUAUGCCAUCAUUGCCAAAUGCAUCUUCCUAGCAUCAGAGAUGAGACUGACGAGUGAAUGAAAUCGCGAGAAAACGCCGACGUCCAAUUUCUAAGCAGGUUUUGAAUGUCUGGGUAGAAAGAUAGAAACACAGAUCUCGCAGCAGAUGUUGUGUCUUCUGGAUCUUGCUUGUCUGAUAAUCUUUUUUUAAAUCAAAAACAACCAGAAGCGAGUCCACCCUAGUGAAGCAUCGCCCGGCCGGUCACAGGGGAGCAGCAAGCAUUGACAACGAAAAGUCCUCAACAUCAUCAUCAUCAUGCCAAAGUCGAUUUCCGUGUCCAAGGUAGAAGGCAAGCCUGGCCAGGUUUACUAUCCGUUGUCGCUCGACGAUGUCGCCAAACCGACGCCGAAGGGCAAGGAGGUCGUCAUCAAGAUGCACGCCACCGCGUUGAACCACCGAGACCUGUACGUGCGGCAGCACCUCUACCCGGGCACCACCUUCGGCGUGACGUUGUUGUCGGACGGGUGCGGGACGGUCGUCGCCCUGGGGAGCGACGCCGACCCAAAGUGGAAGGGCAAGAGGGUCAUUGUGAACCCGGGCCUGGGCUGGCACGACAGCCCCGAGGGCCCCGAAGAACAGGGCGGCUACAGGAUUCUAGGCGGCACAAAGGUCAACGUGAACGGUACGUUGCAAGAGUACAUGGUCAUCGACGAGUCCGAGCUCGAGGAGGCACCGGCCCAUCUGUCUGCCGUCGAAGCGGCCGCCAUCCCCCUGACUGGACUCACCGCGUGGCGAGCCGUCAUGACCAAAUGCGGGCCUCGAAACAUCGGCCCAGGCAAGAAUAUCCUCGUCACCGGCAUCGGUGGCGGUGUGGCCUUGUUCGCUCUGGAAUUCGCACGAGCCGCUGGCACCAAUGUCUACGUCAGCAGUAGCAGCGAGGAGAAGCUCCAAAAGGCCAUCAAACUCGGAGCGGCGGGCGGUAUCAACUACAAAGAGGAGGGUUGGGAAAAGAAAUUGUUGGCCAUGUUGCCUGCGGAGAACAAGCAACUCGAUGCCAUUGUUGACGGCGCCGGCGGUGAUAUCGUUGACAAGGGCGUGGCCUUGCUCAAGCCUGGCGGUAUAAUCGCAGUCUAUGGCAUGACCAUGGGACCUAAGAUGCCGUGGUUGAUGAAGGCCGUGCUCAGGAAUAUCGAGGUCAGAGGGACGACGAUGGGAUCGAGAAAGGAAUUCAAAGACAUGGUCGCUUUCGUCAAGGCGAACAAGGCAAAGCCUGUAGUCUCGCGAAUCGUCCAGGGUUUCGACCUGGAUGCCAUCAACGGUCUGUUCGAGGACAUGAAGAAGGCCAGCCAAUUCGGCAAGUUGGUGAUCGAGCUCACCAAGGACGGUGCCGACAGCAAGCUGUGAAUAUAAUUAGAUGUGUUGAGCGUGUAUUAUCCGGUCAGCUUCGUCGCUGGAAAUGCAAGGUUGUGCUGAUCAUCUUCUCGUAUCCUCUGCGUUUCUCGCCCAUACACCUAACGCCAAUAUGCCCAAUGUGUUUCAACUCAGGAUUUCUAUUU
Molecule: messenger RNA, 1555 nt
Organism: Exophiala oligosperma
Lineage: Eukaryota; Fungi; Ascomycota; Eurotiomycetes; Chaetothyriales; Herpotrichiellaceae
Exons: 2
Coding region: 315-1403 (362 amino acids)
Molecular function (GO): oxidoreductase activity
Source: RefSeq, a predicted model, not a curated record